Messenger RNA from Microthlaspi erraticum, 534 nucleotides. Lineage: Eukaryota; Viridiplantae; Streptophyta; Magnoliopsida; Brassicales; Brassicaceae. The record is from the annotation of a GenBank genome assembly.
AUGCAUUACGCCAUGAACGGUGAUCACGAGGCGGAGAUGAUGGAGACCGACACCGGCGAGACCUUCAUUCUUCAAAAACCGGACACCGCCAGAGAUUUCCUCUCCGCCGCUCGGAGGCUCAUCGAUCAAGGAGAGCCAUCCCAAGCUCUCCAAGCGGUGGUGAUGGCGAUGAGAACACAAGGAGGAGACGAAGCGGUGCUUCAGGUCCUAAACCGUACUCGUGAACUAUACAAGCGUAGAAUCCAAGACACAGCUAGUAUGGACCAGCUGGCUUCUAUAUUUGCAGAGUGUGCCAUCACAGAAGCACAGCCUCUUUGGCACGAGCCAACGCCAACAUCAACAGACUCAUUUGGUACCAAAGAAACAGUGACGGCGGAUUCUCGCGGCGUAUCUAUUCUUGAGAAAAGCGGGAGGUCACAGAUCAUGCUUGACGCCUUUGCCGACGGAAGCAGCUUUAUCUGUCUGCAAUGCGGUGGUCUCGUGAGCAUCCAUAGAAGAGAUGAACACUAUGCUUACUGGUGUAGCAAUAUGUGA